AUGUCCUCCCACAAGUAUCCGCUGAACGAUACCGUCCGCGGCCUUUCAUACCAAGGAUUGAGUCUUGAAGACACUUUCACGCGAAUCUAUGCCACCAGUGCCUGGGGAAAAGGAUCUGGUGCAGGUAGUUUACCUGCACACUGCUUGAAGUGGAUUGAAUUCCUGCGCAAGUUCAUCAAAGAGCGUCAAGUGAAGACCGUUGUGGAUCUCGGGUGCGGGGACUGGCAGUUCUCCCCAUACGUUUACCAUGAUCUCGGCGUGCGCUACGUCGGCUAUGACGUUGUGCUGUCAGUGAUUGAGGAGAAUCGAUCCCGAUGGGCUUCUCAAGACGUCACAUUUGAGCAUCUAGAGUUCACAUCGCACAUAGGUGAGGUCCAAGAUGCAGAGCUCUACAUCAUGAAAGAUGUUCUCCAACACUGGUCCUCACAGAGGAUUCGAACUUUUCUCCGUCAGCUUCGGACGAGUAAGCCAAGCUUGCGGUAUAUUCUCGUUUGCAAUUGCGCAGAACCAAAAGACUGGCCUGAAGCAGACAUCAUGGAUGGUGGUUGGCGCCCGCUCAGUUCAAUGCACGCGCCGCUGAAUGAGUUCGGUGCAGAACCUUUAUUCAGGUUCCCAUCCCUCCCAAAUCUGAAGGAGGUUUGCCUCAUUUUCCCGGAAAGCUUCUCACAGAGGGCUGUGGCUGCUUGCGCAGCAGGAACGUCCCGAGCUGGCGCGGCAAGUUGCCACUUCGCUCGCAGGCGUGCGAUGCACCCUGUUCGCAGACGAAGGUUCGAAAUGGUGUAA
Molecule: messenger RNA, 783 nt
Organism: Symbiodinium pilosum
Lineage: Eukaryota; Dinophyceae; Suessiales; Symbiodiniaceae
Source: the annotation of a GenBank genome assembly